Molecule: messenger RNA, 9285 nt
Organism: Hemicordylus capensis (graceful crag lizard)
Lineage: Eukaryota; Metazoa; Chordata; Lepidosauria; Squamata; Cordylidae
Gene: BACE2
Product: beta-secretase 2
Exons: 9
Coding region: 332-1897 (521 amino acids)
Biological process (GO): membrane protein ectodomain proteolysis; amyloid-beta metabolic process
Cellular component (GO): trans-Golgi network; endosome; membrane
Molecular function (GO): aspartic-type endopeptidase activity
Source: RefSeq, a predicted model, not a curated record
UUGGUGGGGCUCGGGAAGUUACUUGGCACUGGCAAUUGUUUGCAAAAGCAGGAGGCGGACGAGGACAAGAAAGAGCCGCGAGCGCUUCAGCUGCGGCCCGCAGCAAAAGAGAAACUUUCCUCGCCUCGAGUCAGUGCAGCGGGAAGGGGCGGGGGAAGAGGGCAGGCAUGUGAGGAGGAGCCGAUCCCGGCAAGGCGCGAUGAAACCUGGGCGGCAAGGAGCCGGCCCUUUUCUCCUCGGCGGCGAUUGUCCACAGCAGCAGCAGCAGCAGCCGCGCGUGGCCGGGCGGCGGCGAGUCCUUUCUCUUUAGUGUUCGGGCGCCGGCGCAGGGAUGGGCAGAUCGCAGGCACUUUGGUGUCUCCUGCUCCUCGUGCUCGCCGCUGCCGGGCGCUGCUGGGCUCAACUGGUCUUGCCCCUCCGAAUGUCUCCCCCGACUGCCCCCAACGCCUCCUUGGUCCCCACGCCUGUGUUGCUGAAGCCGCCAGGCAGCAGCACGGCCACUGGCCAGCCGCAGGAGGCGGCGGCGGCGGGCGGCUUGGCUUUCGCCUCCGAUCCCGGCGGCUCCGUCAACUUCAUGGCUAUGGUGGACAAUCUGCAGGGAGACUCGGGGCGCGGAUACUACCUUGAGCUGAGCAUCGGGACCCCGCCACAGAAGCUAAAUAUUUUAGUUGACACUGGAAGCAGCAAUUUUGCAGUUGCAGGUGCACCAAAUGCAGAUCUGACCACCUACUUCAAUGCAGAAAACUCAAACACAUACAAGUCACUGGGCAUGGAGGUCACUGUUAGAUAUACCCAAGGGAGCUGGACUGGAACUCUAGGCACAGAUGUUAUCACCAUCCAAGGGAUCAACACCACUUGUACUAUCAACAUUGCUAGCAUCUUUCAGUCUGACAAUUUCUUUAUAAAAGGAGUUAAAUGGCAUGGGAUCCUUGGACUUGCUUACGCUGCCUUAGCCAAGCCUUCAAGUUCGUUGAUGACAUUUUUUGAUUCCCUUGUGAGUCAAGUGGAGAUCCCCAACGUCUUUUCCUUACAGAUGUGUGGAGCUGGUUUGCCUACUUCUGGAACUGGUACCAAUGGAGGUAGUCUUAUCCUGGGCGGAAUUGAACCAAGUUUGUAUGAAGGGGAAAUCUGGUAUACACCUAUCAAGGAAGAGUGGUAUUAUCAAGUUGAAAUACUGAAACUGGAGGUUGGAGGCCAACCCCUUGAUUUGGACUGUAAAGAGUACAAUGCAGAUAAAGCCAUUGUAGACAGUGGCACCACUCUCCUCCGCCUGCCAGAAAAAGUCUUCAAUGCUGUUGUGGGAGCAAUUGCACGUACAUCCCUGAUCCAAGAAUUCUCAUCCGGAUUCUGGUCUGGUGCACAGCUUGCUUGCUGGGAUAAAAAUGAAAAACCUUGGACAUACUUUCCUAAGAUAUCUAUCUAUCUGAGAGAUGAAAAUUCGAGCAGAUCAUUUAGGAUCACUGUCCUUCCCCAGCUUUAUAUUCAGCCUGUUCUAGAGAUUGGUCAGAAUCUAGUCUGUUAUCGGUUUGGCAUCUCCUCUUCUUCCAAUGCUCUGGUCAUUGGUGCUACAGUGAUGGAGGGGUUCUAUGUCAUCUUUGAUAGAGCUCAAAAGAGACUGGGCUUUGCAUUAAGUCCAUGUGCUGAAGUUGAUGGUCUUCCAGUAUCUGAGAUUGAAGGUCCCUUCACAACUGCAGAUAUAGCAAGCAAUUGUGUAGCUACACUAACCUUCCAGGAACCAUUGUUGUGGAUUGUGUCAUAUGCCCUUAUGAGUUUCUGUGGACUUGUCCUCCUUGUGCUAAUUAUCUUGCUGCUCAUCCCACCUCGGUGCCGUCAUCAUUACACUGACAAUGAUGUCGUAAAUGAUGAAUCGUCCUUAGUACGGCAUAGAUGGAAAUGAAGAAUUUGAUCAAAGGACAAAGAAUCCUUGUACUCCACUUAGUAGGAUUAAGGAUGGACUAUCCCAACUGAAGGUGGAAGUUUAAGCUUCAUUCCUUUAUAAACACAAGCACCACGUUGCAUCACAGGAUGUCCUCCAGUUCUGCUGCAUCAUAAUUUGAGCUUUAUUUUCUAAUACCAUUUUUUUAACCAAAUACAUAACCACUGCAAGUGCUAUUCUGCUGUUUCUAGUCAACAUUGUUACCAACGAGCCUUUAAGCUCUUAGUACUUUUUUGAAAAAAUUCCAAUAAGGUUAAUUCCUCCACUCUUCAUCAAAGACAUAAAUAGUUAUGGUUUUGUUAAUCCAUUAAUCAAACUUCCAGUGUCAUCAGAAUGCUGAGCCAAAGGUUUGUCGAGCUUUGAAUUUAUUAGUCAUAUUUUAAAGAAAUGCAGUUUGUUGCUUGUGAACUACAUCUCAAUCAGUGGUUGGUGGAAAGGGAUGUUAGUUCUUUCUGUCAAAGGAAGCAAGUGAGACUGAAGAAAGUUUGUCUUUCAGAUGAAGGAAAGUAUCUGUUACUCUGAAUGGAUCUCUCUUUGUGAUCUAAACUCUCAGAAGAGAUGAAGUAGGGAAAAACACUGAAACCAAAACCUAUUGUGCAGCCUUAAUAUAAAACAAGACUACCUCUGAAUUUACAAGGAUGCUAUUCACAAGUAUGAUGCAGGUAGAACUGCUCUCAAAAUAGGAAAGAUCUCUUUCCAUGGAAAUACAGCACAACUGCUUAGCUCUUUUCAGCUCUCCCUUUGGACUUUUCCCCAUUUAAUGACAUUUUAAAACAUUUGACUUGACCACCCACAUUAGCAACCUGUUUUCUGAAUUCAUGCAUUCAGUAAUCUUAGGAUGGGUUCUUCAAGCCUUUGUCUGUGCAUCCUGCAAAACAGAUGGGCUAUAAGGGCAAGUGUCUCUCUUUACACCUUUUGGAGUUCUCUAAUGACUUUAAAUUGAAAUGAAAACAAUACAAGGUAAGGGGAAUCUCUUCAACUCAAAGGUGGCCCAUUUGGCAAAGGCCACUGUUGAGAAAGGCCUUUUCACGAAUGAACAGUGAUUUAGAUGGAUGGGCCCCUGAUUAACAUGCACUUUUGAAAAAGCCUACUAUUGGAGGCGUGGCAGAAAUAGGACACUCAAGGUUUAUUUGCACAUUGGUCUCAGCCCGUGCCAGCUUUCACCCACAAACACUGAAAGUAUGUGACAGCAGCAUGUCCAAGCCUGGCUUGAAACAGGCUCCUCCACCCCCCAGUAUUUUUAAUGGGGACACUUUUGUGCGAUGAGAGCCCAAUUAUGGGUAGUAGAACUGAAAAUGAAUUCCUAAAACUAAAGAUUCACUGAGAUUAAUGAAGUGAUGCUAUCUUUCAACAUUCAUUUAUCCAUAUAGUAAGCAAUUCCAUUCCGUGGGAAUCAGCAACUUGUCUAAUUAUUGUAGAGGCAAUACAGUCUCUGCUCCGUUCUUCAGAUUCAGGUAUUGCCCUGUAAAAAUGACUACGCAAAUGUGUGGGAAAUGGUAGUUUGUCAAACAGGUAAACUUUCCUUUUCACAUAAAUAAUUUUCCACAGUUUGGAUCAUGAAGUUAAAGGCUGUCACAUAUCACACUUUCAUUUCACUCAAAGAUGCUAGAUAUGUAAGCAACUUGUAUACACUUCUUAUGGCAUAGGCAACAGAGCUGUUCAACCAAUGAUGCCAAGAACAAACAAUCUGCCUUAAAAGGUUUUCAUUAGAAAAUCACAGGGAGUAACUUUCACAUCUGUAGCAUUCCAAUAAAGCUGUACAGGAAGCUUGUCUUCCAUAGUUCCUCCCUUGAGAGACACAUUUAUGUUGUGUGAUGGGAUUUUUGGUUACCUAUUCCACUCAGUGGGGACAGAAUUACCACUAAAGAUACUGAGGAUCCAUAACUGGAUAAGCGCUUCUGAAAUGCAAGCCUAUUUGUUUUUUAAUCUCCACGAAGAAAAGCACACUGUUCUGUUUAGAGGGAAACUUCAUUUUCAGUUGAUUGUGCUCUCCUGAUUCAAUCUUCUGGUUUGUAGCUAACAUUAAAAUCCAAAUCACUUUUUCUUUCUUUUCAAAGUGACAGUAGUCUCUACAGGAAGCCUCUGAUCUUGCAAUUUUACUUUAGAAUCCAUUUUAAUGUCUUUCUUUUUGCAUAAAAUCUUGAAACACAGCAAUGCAAAGCAAGCAGUAAACUGCCUUUAUGGGGAUGAACUAAACACUCUUGAAAGAUGUACUUUGAUAGUGAAAAAUGUUUUGGUAGCAGCCUGAGCAUCAUUCCCAGUGCAAUUACAUUCAUUAGAAGCCUUUCACUCCACAAUAUUUCAUAGUGGUGCCUAUUAACACUUUCAUUUUGAAUAUCAUUAGUUAAGACACUGUAAAUAUGAGUGCUUGAAUAGCAUAUAAGCCAUAAUGCAUAUAAUAAAUAUAAUAUAAUGCAUAGUUUUUGUUGAAUACCUUAUCACUAGAACGUGGAUAUUGAAAACAGUGCUGACUGACACUUGCUUGAAGCACAACUUUCAUCCAUCCAUCCUUUAAAUUUAGAUAUACAGUUGCUAGCUGUGAAGGCAGCAGUUAUUCCGCUGUUGCUCAGGCAACAGUAGCAGCAAUGGUAGCACUGAUAAAGUUCCAUUGUAAACCUGAAACACAUUAAGAAAGUGCACUUGAGCAUCUUCUGGGAAAGGUGCUGCACCAUUCAGCCUUUAUCUGUUCUCACUUACUAUUUCCCCCCCCCCCCCCCACCUACCCUGUCAUAAAAAUUUAAGGGAAAGUUUCUGUAACUAAAUUGAAAAAAAAUAAGAUCUGUUCAGUAAGAGGAGGGUUGAUUGCUUAGUUAGGGGCUGUCCAAUAAAACCUUUCAAACUAGGACACAUGCUUUGGCCACGAAACUGCUAUUCUUUAUCAUUAGUGAUCAAAUUCUGCUACAAACAUUAGUUCUUCAUUAGUAGGGAAAUUUUUAAUUUUGUUCAAGUUUAACAAACGCUUUAGGUAAUGUAGUAAUACCAAGAUAGGGCAGAUUCAAACUAGGGACCAGCAGAAGAUGGUAUCCUUUCUUAGAUGAUCUGCAGCCUCGUGGGAUGUAUUUGUUACAGAACUAUAACUUUAAGUUACAGGUGGGGCAUCAGACAUUUGAAUUUUCUUUCUUUUUUACUCCUUGCACAUUCAGAACUAGCAUGUAAAGGAGAUGUGUAUAAGGAUCCUCCCUGAUGCUUGUUCUUUAUGCGUGCACAAAGAGUUUCUGAUGCAGAUCAUUUGGACACUGGAUUUCUGCACUUGCAUACUAAACUGACUACAGGUCAAGCUCUGAGGUUGACCUUUUGGACCACUUAAUUUUGCUUGAUUGCCAAUAGAGAAAACAUGGUUCUAGAUAAAUAUUUGAUUUGCAUAUUAUCAUUGCACAAUGAACUGGGUCUUAGUGCAAAAUCAUUUGUUGGCAUCACAUCUUUAACAUUGCUUAAUGACAGCAGUCAACAAGACUGUUCAGGCAGAUCUUUCCAUAUGUAUACCAAAUGUAUGGAGGAGUGUGCCUAAGCAGAUACAGCUGUACUGAUGCAGGUCAAGGGGAAUGGGGCUAUCACCACAGCUCCCCACUCUGUGUUUGGUAUGCAUAUAGAGGGGUUAGUCCAAACAACCCUAUUGAGUGAAAUAAAACACUACAUUUCUGUCUUUUGAGUCUUCCUAAGGCUAAGAGACAUAAGCUCUCUGUUCUUGUUCCCCUAUGUCUUUUUACUUUACAAAAGUGCCAAUUUGCAGUAAACGUGACAGUUUAUUAUUACUUAUAUGGAUUGUAAGCUAGGUCAUCUUUAUAUUGCUUUGUCUAUCGGGACAACCUCACUUAUUUCUAGCCUCAAGGUCUGUAUAAAAAUAAUCUAGAAUGGCCAUCUUAGUGACCAAUUUCCAAUGUGGUAAAACUUUGCAUGUCAGAUUCCUAAUAUGCAAGUUUUAAAUGUUUAGUAUUCUAAACUUGUACCAAUUUAAAUGUGGAAGUAAAAGUAAUCUCCCUUUAAUGUUGUAACUAAUACUGGCAGUUUUAAACAUUGCUAAAACAUCAGUGACAUCCUUACAAUGCGAGUUGAAAUAUGAUUAGGUCUUUAAUCAUGGUCCAGUAACACUUUGUUUGAACAAUCAAAUGUUUCCUGCUGUCCAAGACUACUUAAAAGGUAAUUUAGAGUGUCUUACCUCUCUGAGACCUAGGUGAAAUGCAAAACAAGUUUGUGUUUUACCUCCCCCCACUCUCUCUAUAUUUUGCCAGUUGGUGGAUUCACCCCAUCUCUUUAAGGUUUACAUUUCAUAUAGACCACUAAACAAAUAGAGCAUGCAGAAAGUUUAGUUUGGUAUAAAAUGUGAAUUGAACUCUAGUCUAAUUACACUUACUCUAAACUAUAGUUUUAGUACAGUGGCAGCUGAUGCAUGAAAACUUGCAUUCACAUUUUUUAUGCCUAUAGGAAUGCCUUUUAAUAUAUUCAGACAUAAAGGUGAAGUCAUUUUCAGCUCCUUUGAUAAAGCUUUGUUGUAAAUGUACUUUCACAUGAUCAACAUAAUAUUAAACUUAGUCCUGAGAAGAUAAGCACCCUCACUCUAGUUUAAUCUGAUAAUGUGAGGGCAUGUGCACAAGAAAGCAUCACAGCAGAUCACAGCAUAGUGCAAAAGCACUAUGUGGUAACUUUUCCUUUAUGAAUUACUAUGUAAACUUGCUGAAAAAAUGAGCCGCCUUCUAAAAUUGGGGAGAGGGUGGUACUCACUGGAAUCGGCACACUAAUUCUGAAAGAGAAUGGCCAAGUUGUUUUAUGUGCUCUUCAAAGUGUAUCCAAUAUGCAACCAGACAGAAACAGAUAAUGUAUUAUCAUUACUAAUUCUGAAUUGAUAGAGACAUUGCGGUUGAGUUUCUCGUUAAUAAUGUUGUCACAAAACAUUAACAUGUCCUUUAAUCUCAUGGAAUACAUGCAACUGGCUAGCCCACAGCUAUAAAGUCCAGUUUUCCAAUAAACAUUGGGCUCGUUGGAUGAGACCAUCCCUGCCCAGUGCCUGUGCGAUUAGGAAGGGAAUGCACCAAGGGCAUGGACAUCCCAAUGCCCUCCUGGCAUGUCUCUUUAUUGUGUGUGGGGCUGUUCAUCUGAAUGGACUCAUACACUUGUUCUUUAAACAAGUAUUUGGAGUGCAUGUAGAGGGGCUAUUUGGAUUAACUCUCCCACCUCCACCCCCACCCCACUAUGUGAUAAAGGGACAUGUCAGGAGGAUAUAGAGAAGUCUGUGGAGGACAUGGCACAUCCUCUUCCUAACUGCAUGUGCAGGGAUUGUACCAGCUGAACUGGCCCCUUUAGUUGCUUUCCAAUGAUAAAGCUUUCCAUUGAAGAAAGGAAUAUUUAGCUUCAAAAUGGAGAAUAAUCACAGCUUUCAAAUUGUUCAAAUGUCUUGUUAUAUUUAGAAUGUUGUUAUAAGAUCAUCGGUAUCAGUAAAUUAUUUUAAAAUGCACCUUCUCUAAGUAGGAAUGGGAGAAUUUGCAACUAUGUCAAUGAAUUUAAGCUUAUCUGAAUACUUUGAUAUUACUAUUUUCAUGAUGUUUACAUACGUUUUGAGUGCAUUCCAGGACAGCAAGUCCUAUUAUCUUCAAUGCACCUUCAUGUGUGUACAAAAGGUAGUGUGAGUGACCUUGUCAACAAGAAAUUUGGCACAGAGAUACCUCUUUGGAGAAUUAGCAGAAGCUGAUUAGGACCAAUCUAUUCCUGCUGUUGUCCCCUCAGUAUGUGAAGUCUUGUAUCCCCAUUUUCUCCAUCUGAAAACCAUGAGCAAAUCAUCCCUUUGCUAGUCGUCCAAGGAUUGCAUACAAUUGGUAGCCCCUCUCUCUUGCUAAAGUGUACCACUUCAGGCUGCACAAGGUUGUAUAUUUAUUUCCACAUUUUAAAAAAUCCCUGCCCAUAUGAAACUAUUGUGUCAAGAAGAAUAUUUGAACCUAGCCAUCUGCCUGAUGUGUGAGUUUUGAAUAUAUUUAAAACCUAUUUAAGUAUAUUAAAAGGAGUGUUCAAUAUUUGAUCCUCCACCUACAAUCUGAAGUGGUUUAGUCCAGCAACACAGAGACCAUAUCAGCUGGAUAAUUAUGCAUUCUGCCUCUAUACAAAAUGGAAGAAUGGAUAUCUAUUGCUGUUUCCUAGCAAAUAAUUUCAUCAGUUUUUAAUAGCUUAAUGGAAAGAAUAUAAAGACUGUGUUGAGUUGAAACAACCAAGAGAUGAGGUCUGGGAAGGGGCACUAUUAGAAAUGAUCUGAUAAGCCCCCAAAUAUUUGUCAGAUCCCUUAACAGAAACAACAAAAUAUGUUGGUUUGUUGCAUCAAAGUCAAUGUUGGGACCUACCCUGUAUUUUUAUUUUUUUAAAGAAAUAGAGGCUUAAGCUACUGUCUUUAUUAAAGGAAGAGUUAUUAUAUAGAGAGGGGGAAGACCAUACUGCAAGCAAUCACUAGAAGCACUUCAACACUAAGGAAAUUAUGGCCCUUGAUACAUCAAGAAAAAGUAGGAUUAGCUAGCAGUGCCAGACAGAUGUGUACAUUUUGUUCUAAAAACAGCAAUAGAAAAUAAGAUACUUUGCUAUUCAGAAGGUCCAGUUGUGGUAGCGACCUGUCGCUUAUUGAUAUGACCACCACAUGAAGAUUAUUUUUCACUGCCUCUGUGAGGAGGCAGCCUGCUUGCCAUAUGGCUCAAAAAAACAGUGUGCUUUUGUCUUGGCAUAACCCACCAGAUGCAACCCGAUAGCAGCAUGGAGGCAAACCAGACAAUCAGAGCAAGUCCCUGUGGCAAGCUACUGCAUACAACAUGGUUUGCUACCUGUAGCAGUUGCCAUGCAGAAGUAAUUUCCUUUGGCUUCCAUGUGACAUUUGCAUUAUGUGAAGCAGCCCAGCCAUUAUCAAGAAGUUACUAGUGGUUUAGGUUGCUUAAGCUCUUUCUCCAUCAGUGUUCCCUCUAAAGGGAUGCAACAUCUGGGAAUCCCUGUUAGAGGCAACACUGAUGGAGAAAGAGCUUAAGCAACCUAAAGCACUGUAGUAGCUUCUUGUUGACUACAAUUCCCAUAAUCUCCAGCCAAAGGCCAUUGCAGCUAGGGAUGCUGGGAGUUGUAGUCAACAAAAUCUGGGAAUCCCUGUUAGAGGGAACAGUGUUCUCCAUCUCAGAACAGAACUGUGGUGGUGUUAAAUAAAAAUGAAUAUAAAUCAUACAAGGCCAACAUCUUGGGAUAUUGUAUUUAAAGUAUACUAGAAAACUUGUCAGUCAUCACUAUAUUUUUUAAAUGGUGGGGUGUGUUUUUGUACUUAAUUCCUCUGUUCUCAGAAGUGCACUAUGUAAAAAAAUAAUCUGGUUUUAAGUUAAUAAAGGAGUCUAACCUCUUCA